GCUCCGGCGCGGAGGCCCUUUCGGCGUUCUGGUUCCUGUUCCCCCUCCCUCCAUGGGGCCGCGGGGAGCGGACUCGACGGGCCGCCUUCACCCGGAACUGCUGACUCCGCCGCCCGCCGCCUCGCCGCCUCCCCACUCGCCCGGGCCUCCCUGCCGCUCGCCUCGCCCGGCAGUCCGUCCGCAGACGGCGGGGCCCUAGGCAGGCGGGGUCCGGGGUCCGGCAGCGUCCGCGCUGAGGUGGGUGAGGCGGGGCGUGGGCCGCAGCGGGCCCUGCAGGCGCGGAGCCCGACUGAGACUUCAGGUGAUUUUUUUGGGGAGGGCACAAAAGUCUUCUUUGAAGAGCUUUGUACAGUACCUGAAGGAUGUCAGAAGCAGUGUUGAUUGAUCUAUUUGGUUUGACACUGAACUCUCAGAAAAACUAUCAGACAUUACUGAAGACAUUGAAUGCUGUGAGAUUCCACCAUGCUGCCAAGGCCAAGUUCCUUUGCAUAAUGUGUUGCAGCAACAUCAGCAGUGAAAGGAAGGGUGACCUGGAUACUUACGAAUUAGAAACAGCCAAUGGAUUAUCAGCUCUCUUGAGAGAAUUUGAGAUUGUUAGCAAUCCCAGUAUGGUUGCCUCUUUGUAUACUAUUAAACAAAAAAUUGAUGAAAAAAAUCUGAGCAGCAUUAAGGUAAUUGUACCCAUGCACCGGAAGACAUUAAUGAAGGCUUUUAUUGAUCAACUCUUCACUGAUGUUUACAAUUUUGAGUUUGAAGAUUUACAGGUAACUUUGAAGGGAGGUCUUUUGAAACAGUCCACUGAGAUAAACGUGAUCACAACUCAAGAACUGGAAGCUAUACAGAAUGAAAUAGAAACAUAUUUGAGAAGUCUGCCAGCACUGAAAGGAGAAUUAACCAUUAUCACAUCUCCUUUGAUCUCAGAUAUUUUCAUACAUGGAUUUACUACAAGAACAGGUGGGAUAUCUUACAUACCAACUCUCAGCUCAUUCAAUCUCUUCAGUAGUUCCAAGCGAAGAGAUCCCCAGGUAGUUGUUCAAGAAAAUCUGCGUAGGUUGGGGAAUGCUGCAGGAUUUAAUGUGAAGAAAUUUUACAGAAUAAAGACAGAUCAUGCCAAUGCCGUCUGGGUUAUGGGAAGGAAGGAGCCGGAAUCUUAUGAUGGAAUCACCACAAAUCAGAGAGGAGUCACAAUAGCAGCUCUUGGUGCUGACUGUAUACCGAUAGUUUUUGCAGAUCCUGUCAAAAAAGCAUGUGGGGUUGCUCACGCUGGUUGGAAAGGUACUUUGCUAGGUGUUGCUAUGGCUACCGUGAAUGCUAUGAUAGCAGAAUAUAGUUGCAGUUUGGAAGAUAUUAUUGUCAUACUGGGACCUUCAGUAGGACCUUGCUGUUUUACUCUCCCAAGGGAAUCUGCAAAUGCAUUUCAUAAUAUUGAUCCUGAAUGUGUGCGGCUAUUUGACUCACCAAAUCCCUAUGUUGACAUUCGUAAAGCCACCAGGAUUCUUCUAGAACAAGGAGGAAUUCUACCACAGAAUAUCCAGGACCAGAUGCAAGAUCUCAACCUCUGUACAUCCUGCCAUCCUGAGAAGUUCUUCUCCCAUAUCCGUGAUGGCCUUAAUUUUGGUACACAGAUUGGCUUCAUAUCAAUUAGAGAAUGAGAGAGCAAGGAGAGGAAGAGAGAGAUAGAACAAUGAUGACUGGGAAUCGUUGAUUGGCUGCCUCCUGCACGCCCCCUCUACUGGGGACCGAGCCAGCAACCCAGGCAUGUGUCCCCGACCAGAAUCAAACCAGGAACCCUUCAGUCCACAGGCGGACGCUCCAUCCACUGAGCCAAACCGACCAGGGCUGCUUGUUACUUUUUGUUCUAUAUUUCACAUAUCACUGAAAUCAUAUGGUUCUUAUCUUUUUCCAUCUGACUUAUUUCACUUAGCAUUAUACUCUCAAGAUUCUUCCAUAUUGUUGCAAAUGGCAAUAUUUCAUAUUUUUUAUGGCUGUGUAUAUUGAUCAUAUCUCUUUAUCUAAUCAUUGGUUGAAGGACACUUAGGUUAUUUCCAUGUCUUGGCUAUUGAGAAUGGUGCUGCAGUGAACACAGGGGUACAUAUAUCUUUACAUAUAAGUAUUUUCAAGUUUUUCAGGUAAAUACCCAAAAGAAGGCUUGCUGGGUCAUAACAUCCUUGUACCUUUUUUGUAUUUUGGGGUUUUUUUGGUUUUGAGAAGGAAACUUUGCAUAAGUAUACUAAAGUCUAGAAUAAUAAAUUCUCACAUAUACAAACUAGCUUGGUUUUCAACUAGAUUUUUUCUAACUGAUUAUCUACAGCAGGAGUUGGCCAAUUAUCUCUAAAGGGCCAGAAAGAAAUAUUUUAGGCUUUGUGAAACAUACAAUCUCUGUCUCAACUACUCAACUUUGCAGAAUAAAAGCAGACAGGAACAAUAGAGAAACAAAUGAGUAUGGCUGUGUUUUAGUAAAACUUUAUU
This is a messenger RNA of Eptesicus fuscus (big brown bat), 2469 nucleotides long. RefSeq names its product laccase domain containing 1 (gene LACC1). The record is from RefSeq and is a predicted model, not a curated record. Lineage: Eukaryota; Metazoa; Chordata; Mammalia; Chiroptera; Vespertilionidae. The coding region runs from base 363 to 1652 and encodes 429 amino acids. The transcript has 7 exons. Gene Ontology annotation, molecular function: copper ion binding.